AAACGAUGGAAAGUCCCCUGGUAGGUCUUCGCGAACACCAUAGAGCGCCGGCGGAUGUUGUGAUAGAAACUUAGAAGAUUGGAACCACCCAUAGAGACUCUGGGGCAGUGUCCCAGUUCUAGUAUGAGUAGCCCACCUCAGGGUUCCUCCCUGGCCUCCCCUGUCCAAGCAGCCGCAGUGACAGGGGAUAAGACGACUUUGCUGAAACUUAUCGCUUCCAGUCCAGAAGUGAUUGACCAAGAGGACCAGUUGGGAAGGACACCAUUGAUGUACAGCGUCCUGGGGGACAGGAGAAGCUGCGCAGAAGCCCUGCUCAAACAUGGGGCCCAAGUAAACCACCCUGACAGAAGUGGAAGGACUGCCCUACAUCUUGCUGCCCAGACUGGCAACCAUCGCUUGCUAAAGCUCCUACUGUCCCGCAAGGCUGACUGCACCCACCGGGAUCUGCGUGACAUUACAGCUGUGCACCUUUCUACCCGCCACCAAGAUACGCGAUGCCUGGCUCUGCUUCUGAAAUACACUCCGCCCGGUCAGGUGGAUGCUCAGGAUCAGAGGAAACAGACAGCCCUUCAUUGGAGCGCCUAUUACAACAGGCCACGGCAUGUCCGCCUGCUAGUGCGCCAUGGCUCCAAUAUUGGCAUACCUGACACAGAAGGAAAGAUUCCGCUUCACUGGGCCGCAGGUCACAAAGAUCCAGAAGCAGCCUUAACAGUGCGCUGUUUGCUUGAAGCAGCCCCUACUGAAUCCCUUCUCAACUGGCAGGACUAUGAAGGCCGCACACCUCUUCAUUUAGCAGUGGGAGAUGGUAACCAAGAAGUAGUACGACUUCUCACUUCCUAUAGGGGUUGCAACGUAGCACCAUAUGAUAACCUCUUUCGUACUCCUUUACACUGGGCAGCACUGCUAGGCUACACUCCCAUUGCUCACCUACUUCUUGAAACAAACAAUUCCCCUAACAUUCCUUCUGACAGCCAGGGUGCAACACCUCUGCAUUAUGCUGCUCAGGGAAAUUGCCCAGACACAGUUCGAGUGCUGUUAUCUCACAUUUCUGUGAGGGAUGAGGCUGAUUUGGAAGGUAGAACUGCAUUUAUGUGGGCUGCUGGCAAAGGUAGUGAUGAAGUAGUGAGAACUAUGCUAGAGCUAGACCCUGAGUUAGAGGUCAACAGGACAGAUAAAUAUGGAGGAACUGCUCUGCAUGCAGCCUCAUUAUCUGGGCAGAUUACAACCGUACGCAUCCUCCUGGAAAAUAGAGUUCAAGUUGAUGCUGUGGAUGUAAUGAAACACACGGCACUGUUUAGAGCAUGUGAGAUGGGUCACAGAGAGGUAAUCUCUACCCUUAUCAAGGGUGGUGCAAAGGUGCACCUUGUAGACAAAGAUGGGCGCUCUCCUCUCCACUGGGCAGCAUUAGGAGGAAAUGCUAAUGUCUGCCAAAUUCUCAUAGAAAACAAUAUAAACCCCGAUGCUCAAGACUAUGAAGGCAGGACACCCUUGCAAUGUGCAGCUUAUGGCGGUUAUAUAGGAUGUAUGGAGGUAUUAAUGGAGAACAAGGCUGAUCCCAACAUCCAGGACAAAAAUGGCCGCACAGCUUUGCAUUGGUCAUGUAAUAAUGGCUAUUUGGAUGCUGUAAAGCUUCUUUUAGGAUACAGUGCUUUUCCUAAUCAAAUGGAGAAUACAGAAGAAAGAUAUACACCCCUGGAUUAUGCCUUACUUGGUGGUCACCAAGAAGUAAUACAAUUCAUGUUAGAACAUGGUGCCCUUUCAAUUGCUGCCAUUCAGGACAUUGCAGCCUCCAAAAUUCAGGCAGUAUACAAAGGCCAUAAAGUACGCAGGGCCUUUCAGGAACGGAAAAAUCUAUUAAUGAAGCAUGAGCAAUUAAGGAAGGGUGCGGCAGCCAAAAAGAGGGAGGGUGAGAACAGGCAAAAAGGGAAAGUGGGACAAACAGAGGGCAAGCAAAAAGAUGAAAAUCACGUGAUGAGGCAAGAUAAAUCAAAUGAACACAUUCAGAAUGAGGUCAUGCGUGAAUGGUAUGGUGAAGAGACUGGGAGAGCAGAGGACAGAAAAGAAGAGCACCAAGAGGAAAAUCAAAAUAUUGAACCUAAGCAAUUAAAACACUCCAAACAUAUGGAACAGAACAGUAAAUCUAUAGCAAAGAACCAAAAAAGAGCAGGUCAUAUACAAAGCUCUCCAAUAGAACACGUGCAUACAAAUAGCAUACAAACAAGAAUGAGUCCCAGUAGGACAUCUAUUUCUCAUUCAUCCCCACUGGGAAAUGAAACACCUAAAAACAUGUAUUGGGAUGAUAACCCCACCCAAAACAACACUCAACCUAGGAGAACCUCCAGACCUCAGAUAGAAUCUCCAAAUAUCAUAGUGCACAGAAUUGAGGACCUUGUCCAAAAGGAAAGUAGAAGGAAAUCCCACAGGGAAGAAAGAAAGGGAAGUCACAGACAGAGAGCGUCUAGUCAUCAUAGGCUGCAGGCAAGUGAAAGAGAAACGGCAGGCUCUGUGAUCCAUGGAGAGGUAGAAUUUAAGAAAAAAGAAACAAAGAAAGGCAGAAGAACUGCCGCUGGUACUUCCAAAAUUAGAGCUUCUGGCGAAGCUGGAAGAUUGUCUCAGAGUGAAAAAGAAUUUUCAAGUACUGGAAUCCAAGGAAGGGUGGACUGCAUUACUUCACCUGAAUCUUGUGAAACCCCAAGCAGAGUUUGUCGAGAAAGAAAAAUGAUCUCUGCCAAAAGCGGUCAAAGACCCUUAACAGAAACACAGUCUCCAGAAAAGGCAUGUCAGGGUUCAUCUGCCUUAAAGCCCUCCUUGACCAGCCACACUAAACAAACAGCCAUUGCCAGUAAAUGUUUAGACUCUACACCUAGUUAUAUUGGCUUUGGAGAAGCCAUAAAGCCAUUAACUCCAAUGGGCAUUUUAAGGGAAGGGAGUUUUUCUUCUAAAUGGCAAAAUAUAGAUAUUGAGCUCAUCCCCUUAGAGGCAAGACUACAGCUGGUGGAAAAGGAGAAAGCUAGAAAGCAGCUCUUCCAGCGCAAAAAACAUGCUGCCACUGUCAUUCAGAAGGCAUGGAGAACCUAUUGUAUUAGGAAAAGCUCUCGUAAAACAAGACACAGCCAUUUACGGAACAAUCCUCGAGCCAUGGUUUAAAAUCUAUUUGGGGGGGAGGAUUUGCGCUCUCCAGUGUUGUAAUGUAGGCAAAGUGUUGUUGUUUGGUCUUGCUCACUUAAAAUAAUGAUAUCUGGUAGUCAUGGCUUACUUGAAGGGGCAAAGUUUUGCUUAUUAAAAUGCACUCCUGCCCCAAA
Xenopus laevis (African clawed frog) is the source of this 3302-nucleotide messenger RNA. It is a transcript of the gene invs.S, whose product is annotated as inversin S homeolog. NCBI's taxonomy places the organism in Eukaryota, Metazoa, Chordata, Amphibia, Anura, Pipidae. Gene Ontology annotation, cellular component: cytoskeleton; cytoplasm. The record is from RefSeq and is marked provisional.